UCCCUUACAGGAUGUGUAAAGGAUAAAUGCCAAGCGCCAAAAUGAGCGUGACGUCGUGGUUCUUGGUGAGCAGUACCGGCAUUCGCCACCGGCUCCCUCGGGAGAUGAUAUUUGUUGGCAGAGAUGACUGCGAAUUGAUGCUCCAGUCCCGCAGUGUUGAUAAACAACAUGCUGUAAUCAACUACGACAAGGAGAAGGAUGAGCACUGGGUGAAGGAUCUUGGGAGCUUAAAUGGCACGUUCGUGAAUGACGUGAGGAUUCCUGACCAGAAGUACAUCACCCUAAAACUGAACGAUGUCAUCCGCUUCGGCUACGAUUCAAACAUGUAUGUCCUGGAGCAAAUUCAACACAAGGUCCCGGAAGAAGCGUUAAAGCACGAGAAGUACACGAGCCAGCUGCAGAUGAAUUUCAAGGGCACAGCAGUGAAGAGGGCGGAGCAGUCCUUGGAGCACGGAGUCUACAGUGAGUCCCCGCAAGCCAAGCUGGAGAAAGGAGAGAGGAAAGCAGUUUCAGAGACCAACACUUAUCGCACCCCUCUUUAUGGCCAGCCCUCCUGGUGGGGGGAGGAUGAUGCAAAUAACAAGGAGGACAGAAGACACGAGGAGCACUACUCAGAAAGAUCCAAAGAGAUAACGCAACAUGAAGAGGAGCUGAAUGGAAACAUUUCUGCCUAUAGAGAUUCCCAAGAACAGUCUGUGUUUGCGUUCCGGAGAGAGCCAAGUUACUUUGAGAUCCCAACUAAAGAAUUUCAGCAGCCAUCAAAGUCUCCAGAAACACAGGUCCACGAAAUACCAACAAAGGAUGUUGAUGCAGUAGUGACCCCAGUUGUGCAAAGUCAUGCCUCUUUCACCAUUGAAUUUGACGACUGUACCCCCGGUAAAAUAAAAAUAAAAGAUCAUGUAACUAAAUUUUCGCUCAGACAGAGAAGACCGUUCAGUAAGGACCCUGCUCAUACAGAAGUGAUGUCAGCAGAGAGCAAAGUGGCUGACUGGCUUGUCCAGAAUGAUCCCAGCUUGAUGAGACGACAGUCUCCAGGAGACGAUGUGUUCAGUACAAAGAGUGACCUGCCGGUUCACGUGAGGACGCUUAAAGGCAAUAGGCACGAGGACGGGACGCAGAGCGACUCCGAAGACCCUGUGGCGCCCAAGGCAGAGAAGGAGACCACGACGGGCAGCGAACGCGCCGCAGAGCAAACGCGGCUGCAGCGCCAGAUGAGACGCGACCCCCACGAGAUGCUCCACAACAAGCAGGCCUUCGUCAUCGAGUUCUUUGAGGACACGCCACGGAAGAAGCGGUCGCAGUCCUUCACGCACAGCGCUCACUCCUCCCAGAGCGACACCGAUCCGGGGCUGAAGGCCAAGGUUGAGAAGCGCAAGGGCGCGUUGCCCACGGAGAAGCCGGGAAAUGCAGCGCCCUCAUCCCACCUUGGGGGUCAGGCGGGCAAACCGGCUAACAGCUCCUCUGGGACGCAAAGAACUGGUUCCUUCAAGAGGGAGAAGACCGAGGAUAGGAUCAACUCUUCCUCCUCCUCCGCUUCCAAAUCAUCAACCAAAACUUACGGCAGCGUUGGGAGGAAGUCUAAAAUGGCUCAGGAUUUUAUGGCUGAGUAUUUGCGGGAGACUGCUCAGUCCGGGAAGCCAAGUGCUGAGAAACCAGUACCUCUGCCCAUGCCCGUAGCUCCCCGGGUGGUUAUAUCAUCAGAACCAGAAUCUGCCACUGCUCCACCUCCCGAGGUCAAGUCAGCCCAGGCCAGGAGGAACGAUGAGGAAGACAGCGUGAGUGAGACGGGGACGUACACCAUCGAGACAGAGUCACAGGAUAAAGAGGUGGAGGAAGCACGAAAAAUGAUAGAUCAGGUUUUUGGUGUUCUCGAGUCACCUGAGUUUUCCAGAAUAUCUUCAGCCUUUAGACCAGUAAUAAAAGGUGAAAAAGACGACUCUGGUUCUCAUCAGCAUCUAAUCAGUGAAAAUGGCACUAGUCAGAAGUCGCCCUUGCUUCAGGCAUUUGCCUCCAAAACUAUGAGUGGGUCUCAGGCAGAAACGCAGAUGUCAGCGGCAUCUCAAGGGAGUCAGAAGUGGGUGUCUAGGUGGGCAAGCCUUGCAGACAGUUACUCUGACUCUGGAUCUGUUUCUGGGCAGGGUGACGGUGGUACAGAAAGUGGUGCAGCCCCAAAACCCGGGGAACCAGAGAACAUUGUGCCCUCGAGAACAAGGCGCCUUCUUCCCCAACUCCCACCAAGCGAUAAAUCGGACAGCCCCACUCCGACGGUUGUGAUUUGUCAGGAGUCCUACACCGAGGUUACCAAGAGAAGCAUCGUAAAGGAUCACUGCGUGGAAGCCUACGGCGAUCCCAACGGCCGGCUCUUCAUCCAAGAAGACUUGGAUCCAGAUAGCCUCAGCGAUGCCAGUAGAUCUGACGAUGGCUUCAGUACAGAAAAAGGCAGGAAAUAUAAAGAGAACAAUAAAAUGCUAGAGCAGAUGGGGGAAGAUGCAAAAAUUGAGAGCCGGCAGCCAGGAGCCCCCCGGGUCUCAAAUAUGAGAGCUGUAAGUGAGCCAGUUGCUGCUUCCUUCUACAUUGGUGAUGACAGCAACGAUGUGGGGAUCCCUUCCAAGCUCUCUUUGAGCAUGUCCUGUGCUCGAGCAGACAAAGAAGGCAAGGAGCAGGAGUUUUCCUUCAAGGCUGCUGUUGCACCUAUUUCUGGAAAGCCACCGGUCAAAGAUGUUAACGCUUACAUUAAUGCAGCAGGAAAAAUGGUUAUUUCCCUUCAUCAGAAUCUUCCUCAAGACCAGGAAAACAUGGCAGGGAAGGAAACAUCAUCUUUUGUUAGACAGGAAAGUUUUACCAAAGAUAAAUCAAGCAGUGCCGUUCCUCAAAAUAAACUUCCACAUAUUUCAAGUCACCCUCUGCUUAAAGAUUUAGAGGCUGUUCGGUCAACCCGUAUGGACUUCGGUCAGGACACUCAUCUUCUCCUCAAGGACACUGAAACUGCCUUGGCAGCCCUGGAAGCCAAGUUACUUAGUCAAAGCCAACAGCUGGAGUCCUCGGAUACUGCUGGUCAGCUGGAGGACUCCUUGUCUGGGGACUCUGAUGUGGACACAGCCAGCACAGUCAGCCUGGUGAGUGGCAAAAACGUCCCCACAAGUGCCCCGAAACGCAAAGCGGUUGCCAGUUUGCAGAAGGAGAAAUCUUCCUCCACGCCAUCCAUCCAGGACCAGUGCGGGCAGCCCAGCGCUCGGGACAGGUUGACGGAAAAGCGGAAGACGCAGGUGCCGGAGGCAGCAAGCCGAGUAGAGGCAACCAAACGCUUCCAAAUGAAGCGCAGUGCCGGGGCUCGAGGGUCCCUCGAUUUUACAGACGAUGAGAGAAGCUCGAGCCUGCCCUACCUGCCGGUCCCCGAGGCGGUGGCCUCUGACCAGGAGCACUCAGUAGCCAGACCGGUUCCGAGAAGGAAACCUUUCGCUCAGGCUGCUAAAGAGGAUCAGAGCAAAACAACAUCGAACGUGCAGAAGAUCCAGCAAGUCCUCACCCGCUCCAACAGCUUGUCCACCCCACGGCCCACGAGGGCCUCCAAGCUGCGUCGCGCCCGGCUGGGCGACGCUUCGGACAACGAGUGUGCUGACACCGAGAAAACAACCUCCAACGCCGAAGCGGCCACAGGGUCCAAGCAAUCCACGGAGACGAAGAAGCUUUCCCGGCUCGACAUCCUCGCCAUGCCGAGGAAACGGGCCGGUUCGUUUACGGUGCCGAGCGACUCCGAGACGGCACAACCGAGGACGGGCUUUUCGGGGCGCAGCGUGGAAGCCUACCGGAAAACGGGGAUUUCGGAGGUCAGAGCCGCAGCGAGGAAAACGGCAGCGGCCGCCUCGGCGAAGCAGCCGUUCAGCAGAACCCGCUCCAGCAGCGUCAAGUAUUCCUCCUCUUCCACAUCAAGGCGGCGACCACAGGGUUCAGAUUACACUUCUACUUCGGAGGAAGAAUAUGGCUCAAAUCACAGCUCCCCUAAACACAAACGCUCCCAUACUUCAACAGCCACACAGACACCAAGGAUACGUGGUCCUGGCUUGAGCAAGCAGAAACACAACAGCAGAGAAACAGAUGAUGAUGAAGACUUUGAUGAUCAUCCGGAUCCCUACAACUUCAUUGCACAAACUGCAGAGAUAGCAGAAAUAGCCAGAUUAAGCCAGACCUUGGUGAAGGAUGUGGCCAUCCUUGCUCGAGAGAUUCACGACGUUGCUGGAGACGGCGACUCGCAGAGUUCGUCGGGGACGGGGCCAAGCACCUCCCUCAGCUCGGUGCCCAACACUCCUGCGUCCACCAUCUCGGCGAGGGAAGAGAUUGCUCGUAGAUCUUUUCGGCUGGCAUAUCCAUCUCAGUUGGUGCAGCACAUUCCAGAAGCAAGUCUGAACUACCAGAAAGUGCCUCCGGGAUCAGUAGACCUGAAGGAUUUUGACCAAAAUAUGAAUGAUAAUAGAGAAGAGGAUCCCUCAAGAAAAACAAGGACAAGAAACCGUGAGGAGGUAAUCUUUGACAACCUUAUGCUGAACCCAGUGUCCCAGUUAUCCCAUGCAAUCCGUGAAAAUACUGAAAACCUAGCUGAAAAAAUGAAGAUUCUGUUUCAGAACUCAGAAAGGACCUGGGAAGAGAUGGAAGCCAAAAUUAAUUCAGAAAAUGAAGUGCCAAUUUUGAAAACAUCAAACAAGGAGAUCAGUUCUAUCCUGAAGGAGCUCAGGAGAGUUCAAAAACAACUUGAAGUCAUAAAUGCUGUCAUUGACCCUACUGGAAACUUGGAUGUGGUUGCCAGUAACAAAGCAUCUUCUGCUGCUAAGCAAUCUACAGCCACUAAAGUCAGGACUGCUAACACUUCUGGGUCCACACUGCAGACAUUGUCCCCAGCGCAGAUGAGAAACUACACACAGAAAUCGAACUGUGGUUCCUCUAGCUUACAGGAUUCAAACUUCAUUCCAGAUGGAGAGAAAUAUGUGAUCUGAUACAGUAUUUUGUAUUGCUAUCAUAUUGUAAUCUACUGUUGCAUUAGUACUGUGUGUGAGUGGUUUGUGGACAGUUGUGUGGAGCAGUUGUUUAGAUUGCUAACACAUUGCACAAAAAAAAAAAUCUAUGCUGUGAGGGUGAAUGGCAAAGGCUGGGUAUGCCUUUAAAGAAGACUAGCACUGUGGAGCAGCACACAUUCAGCAUAGAGGCAAACUGAUAUUUAGAAGGUUACUCAACUUAUUCUUCCAGAGUGCCAUAAGAAAACAGGCUUUAUCCUCCAGUCGCUACUGCCGAAGCUAAAGUGUUCUUGCAUUAGCCUGUUUAUAAUUAUUCAGUUGUAAUGAGGCGUGAUUUAAAAA
Molecule: messenger RNA, 5348 nt
Organism: Tinamus guttatus (white-throated tinamou)
Lineage: Eukaryota; Metazoa; Chordata; Aves; Tinamiformes; Tinamidae
Source: RefSeq, a predicted model, not a curated record